Messenger RNA from Branchiostoma belcheri (Belcher's lancelet), 1923 nucleotides. RefSeq names its product tripartite motif-containing protein 3-like. The record is from RefSeq and is a predicted model, not a curated record. NCBI's taxonomy places the organism in Eukaryota, Metazoa, Chordata, Leptocardii, Amphioxiformes, Branchiostomatidae. Gene Ontology annotation, cellular component: nucleoplasm; membrane; chromatin. The transcript has 6 exons. Gene Ontology annotation, biological process: positive regulation of DNA-templated transcription. Gene Ontology annotation, molecular function: ubiquitin-protein transferase activity; protein binding; zinc ion binding. Bases 1 to 1923 code for a protein of 640 amino acids.
AUGGCGUCCAACGCAAUCAGCGACAUUGCCGACGAAUUUCUCGUCUGCCAGGUCUGUUUGGAGGACUUCAGGCAGCCUAAGAUGCUGCCGUGUCUUCACACCUUCUGCCAGCCGUGUUUGGAGAAGCUCCUGGCCGCAGAGCCGGUAGGGAAACUGGACUGUCCGACAUGCCGACAGGACGUACCCCUCCCCCAGAAUGGCGUCCAGGGGCUGAAGUUCAACUUCCUCGUCGGCAAACUGCGCGACAUUCUGCAACAACAGCCGGCAGGAAAAACGCCCGAGGCGCGGGAGGAUGGGGUCCCCUGUACGGUCUGUGAAGUCGGCAACUCGGCUCAGUUUUACUGCGUGGAGUGCACCGAAUAUCUGUGCCAGACCUGUAACAAUACCCACCGUCGGUUUAAAGCCACCAAGUCUCACAAAGUUGUAACGGUUCAAGACCUGCAAAUCGGUCAAGUUACCGCGGACGGAGACCAGGUGAGAGCACCCUUGAGCCCCACUGAAACUACGCUGAUGCGACCGGACGUGGCGAUCGGCAAUGGCGGCGUGAGUCCGAAACACGUCAAAACUGUUGGGCGGAGAGGCAGUGGAGAUGGUCAGUUUGACUUACCGACAUCACUUGCUGUCACCGCAGAGGGAGACAUUGUCGUGACUGAUCGUGAUAACUCACGGCUGCAGUUUCUGGACAAAGAUGGCUCUUUCAAGAAGAAGGUCGAUCUGAGGUUCAAGCCUCGGUGCACGUGCGUGGCGGCACUGACAAACGGCGAGCUAUUGGUGACAGGAGACGGACACAAGAUUCACGUUCUGGACAAACAGGGGAGGAAGUCACGCGUCAUCCAGGUGACAGAGGCUGCAGAGACAGGUCAAACUACGGCAGGCGUCGCUGUUGACUGUUCGGGACGCAUCAUCGUCACUAUCGGGCACCAAGUUUUCGUCCUCAGUCCCAGCGGUGACGUCAUGCUGAAGUUCGGGGACAAAGGUCAAGGUCAGCAGCAAUUGGGUUCCCUCCUCCAUGUGACCGUCAACAGCAGCAACCAGAUCAUCGUCAGUGACUUUUACAACAACAACAUGAAGAUAUUUGACUCUACCGGUCGCCAUCUCUUCACGUGCGGUUCACAUGGCUCAGGACCUGGUCAACUGUACCGCCCCUACUGUGCCAUCACGGACAGCGAGGACAUCAUCUUGGCUGACUGCGGCAACCAUCGUGUUUCCCUGUUCAGUCGGGACGGCGCGUUUAUCAGGCACGUGCUGACAGAGGAGGAACUAAAAUGUCCAACGGGACUGACGCUAACUCACGACGGUCAUUUGGUCGUUUCUCAAGCUUUGUCGUUCCUUACUGCUUUGAGGUUUUUCCAUGUACGCAUGGUGUUUCCAGACGGACCUGAAGUCGAUGAUUUCCGAAAGAAGGUCGUGAAACGAAUGGCCGCUCCGCCGUGGAACUUCACAGACAGUCUACAGAGAGGACUGAAGGGAAGUGCCUACUCUCCCUUCCUGCACGACGCCGUGAUGCUGUACGCCAUAGUGAUGAACCAGACCCUGCAGACAGGAGAGGACCCCAGGGACGGGGAGGCCUUCAUGCGACACGCCAGGAAGAAAGCCUUUGAAGGAAUGUCCGGUACUGUGAUCCUUGACGGCCGUGCUGACCGUGAGCCUGAGUUCUUUAUCUGGGACAUGGACCCGAGCGGAACGUUCGACGUCGUGGCGCAAUACGACGCUAGACCCACCGGAACAGAGGUCAGUGAUGACCUCUUACAGGAGCUGGUGUUCGUCAAACACAUCGUGUGGGCAGACGGGACGACUAACGCGCCCACGGGCUUCAGGGAGUGCGGCUACAUGAACGAGCAGUGCGCCUCUCAACAAGACAUCCGCGAGGAGGAAGAUAAAAAGAAGAUGACACAGCUGGUCUAUGUUCAGUUCAGUAACUAA